Molecule: messenger RNA, 3574 nt
Organism: Plasmodium gaboni
Lineage: Eukaryota; Apicomplexa; Aconoidasida; Haemosporida; Plasmodiidae
Product: reticulocyte binding protein 2b
Exons: 1
Source: RefSeq, a predicted model, not a curated record
GGAUGGAAAAAAUAAAGAAAUUAUAAAAAUAGAAAAUGAACUUUAUGAUUUAAUUAAUAAUAAUAUCCGUUUAUUAAAAGGUGCAAAAUAUGAAAAAGUCAGGAAACAAGCACAAAAUGCAUUUAAUGAUAUUAAUAAUAUCCAUUCUAAUAUUAAAUCCAUUUUAACCAAAUCUGAAGAACAAUUAGAUGCGAUUAAGAAACAACCUAACAUUAAAAGACAAGGUGAAAUUUUAAAGAAUGAAAAAACAAAAAUAGCUUAUAUUACAAUACAAAUAAAUAAAGGAAGAAUAGAAUAUAAUUUAUCAAAUAUAUUAAAUAUGAAAAAUAGCAUAAAUAAUAUCUUGAAUAAAUCUACCGGAUAUAUAAAUGAUGUAUCAAAACCUGAAGAGUUUGUUAUUAAUAUAGAAUCAUUGAAUAUGAAUGAUAUAUAUAAUAAGGAUAAAGAUCUUUUAAUAAAUAUUUUAAGAGAAAAAGAAAAUAUGGAUGCAGAGUAUAAAAGAAUGAAUGAAAUGUAUAAAUAUAUUAGUGAAAGAGAAAAAGAAAUAGAAAAACAUAAAAGAAAUUAUGAAAUAGGAAAUAUGGAAUAUAUAAAAAAUGAAGCAGAUGAAAAAAAAAAAUAUAUGGAAUCUAAUAAAAAUUCAUUAAAUAGAUUAAUGGAUUCAAUUACAUCCAUUUAUCAUAAUAAAUAUAUUAAUGAUUAUAAUAUAAAUGAAAAUGUUGAAAAACAUCAAAAUUUUUUGAGUGAAAUAUAUAAGCAAUUUAAUGCAUCAUAUGAUAUUAUUAAUACUAAAAUGACUGAAAUUAUAAAAGAUAAUUUAGAUUAUAAUAAAGUAAAAGAAAUUAAGGUUGUUGCACAAAUAGAAUUUGAUAAACUUAAUAAAAAUGUUGAUGAUUUAAAAAAUUAUUUAAAUAAAAUUAAAGAAGAAGAAGGACAUAGAUUAAUCGAUUACAUAAAAAAAAAAAUAUUUAACUUAUAUGUAAAAUGUUCAGAACAAAACAAUAUAAUAGAUGAUUCUUAUAAUUAUAUAAAAGCAAAAAAACAACACAUUAGUACUAUUGAAGAUGCUCAAUUUUUAUCAGAUACAAUGAACGCAAUAAAAGAAAAAAAUAAAUCAGUACAAAAUAUAGAAAUUUGUGCUCGUAGAGAAGAUAUUAAAAUUUUACUUCCAGAUGUAAUAAAAUUGGUAAACUUUUCAGGAAUUAUUGUAUUAUCUGAUAGAAAUAUCGAAAUAACUCCAGAAAAUUGUAUAGACUUUACUAAUGUAUUAAAUUUCCAAAUACAUUUUGAAAGAAAAAAUGAAAUACAAUCAAAAUCUGAAAAUGAUUCUGGUGUACAUAUUGAGAAUUUAAGUAACAAUUCAAAUGAAACUAUAGAUAAUGUAAAGCUUUAUAAGGAUAUUAUUGAAUCAUAUACAAUUUCAGGACAGAUUCUUAAACAUUUAGAUAAUAUUGAAAAACGUAAAGAAGAAUGUAAUACUUUAGUAAUGGAUUGUGAAAAAAUACAUGAUUUAUCUAAAGCAUUAAUUGAUUUAAAAAUACAAAUUAGUAGUUUAAGUAAUAAAGAAAAUGAUAUUUCAAAUAAUAUUGAUAUUGUAUCUAAUAAAUUAAAAGAAAUAGGUGCUUUACAACAUAAUUUAGAAAAAUAUAAAGAAAUUUUAAAUAAUGUAGAAGAAUAUAAAUAUUUAGAUAAUACAAAAAAUGCAUAUAUUGUAAAAAAAGAUGAAAUUUUAAAAAAUGUAGAUAUAAAAAAAACAGAAGAAGAUUUUAAUAAAUAUUUUAAUGACUUAAAUGAAUUAGAAGAUUAUAUUUCAUUAUCAGCUAACCAAAUGGAAAUUAAAACAGUAGUAGAGAAAUCAUAUAAUUCCUUUUUUGAAAUUAAUAAGAACAUUAACAAUAUUGAUAACGAAAUGAAAAGAAUGAUCCCUAAGCUUGAUGAAUUAUUAAAUGAAAGACAUAAUAUUGACAUAUCAUUAUAUAAUUCUUUAAUUCGAAAUAUUAAGAAUAAAAUAGCUAUUGAUAUAAAAAAUAUAAGAGAAAAGGAAAAUGAUACUAAAACAUGUUUUGAGUAUAUUCAAAAUAAUUAUAAUUUUAUAAAGAGUGAUAUAAAUUUAUUCAAUAAAUAUGAUGAUGAAAUAAAGGUAGAUAAUUAUACGUCUAAUCAUAUUGAUGUUGUCAAUAAACAUAAUAGUUUAAUAAGUGAACAUGUUCAAAAUGCUACGAAUAUUACUGAAAAUAUAAUGACAGAUGUUGUCGAAAUAAAUGAAGAUAAAGAAUUGAAUUCUUUAGAACAGAAACAAGACAAAUUAUUAGAACUAUAUAAAAAACUACAGAAAGAAGAAACUAUUAUAAAUGAUAAUUAUAAAAUAGUACAUUUUAAUAAAUUAAAAGAAAUAGAAAAUACAUUAGAGAAAUAUAAUACAAUAUCAACAAGUUUUAAUAAAAUAAAUGAAAAACAAAAUAUAGUUAAUUUAAAAAAUGAAUUUAAUAAUAUCAAAACAAAAAUUAAUGAUAAAGUAAAAGAAUUAGUUGAUGUUGAUAGUACAUUAACACUUGAAUCAAUUCAAACCUUUAAUAAUUUAUAUGGUGACUUUAUGUCUAAUAUGCAAAACGUUUAUAAAUAUGAAGAUACUACUAAUUCUGAAUUGAAGAAGGGGAAAUUAUAUAUAGAAAAUAUUACGAAUUUAUUAGGAAGAACAAAUACAUUCAUAAAGGAACUAGACAAAUAUCAGGAUAAAAAUAGUGUAACAAAUAACUAUAUAGAAAUCAAUAAGGAAUAUAAUAGUUAUAUAAUAAAAUUGAACGAAAAUGCUAAUAAUCUAAAGGAGAAAUUCUCAAAAUUGUUAGAGAAUAUAAAAGGAAAUGAAACUGAAUUAUAUAAUAUAAAUAACAUAAAGAAUGAUAUUAUGAAUACUUGGAAACUUGUGAAUAAUAUAAAACAAAAUUUUUCUAGAAAUUUACCAUUAAAAGAAAAAUUAUUUCAAAUGGAAAAGAUGCUACUUGAUAUAAAUAAUAUUAUGAAUGAAACCAAAAGAACAUCAAACACAGAUGCAUAUAUUAACACAGCGUUCAGAGAUAAUGAAAAUAAUAAAAACAAAGAAGAUAACAAUAUGAAUAUUGAAACAAUUGUUAAAUUAAUAGAUCAUAUCAAAAUACAUAAUGAAAAAAUAAAAACAGAAGUAUUAAUAAUUGAUGAUGCCAAAAGAAAAGUAAAUGAAAUUACAAAUAAUAUUAAGAAAGCGUUUACUGAAAUUACAGAAAAAAAGAAUAAUGAUAAUAAUGAUGUAAUUAAAUCGGCAAAAAAUAUUGUCGAUAAAGCUAAUCAUUUAAAUAAUGAAUUAGAUAAAUUUUUAUUGAAAUUGAAUGAAUUAUUAAGUCAUAAUAAUAAUGAUAUAAAAGAUCUUGAGGAUGAAAAAUUAAAAAUGGAAGAAGAAAUAAAAAGAAAAGAAGAACUAGAAAGGCAAGAAAAAUUAAAAGCAGAAGAAGAAGAAAGAAAAGAGAAAGCAAGAUUGGAAAAAGAGAAAAAAGAAAGAGAAGAAAAAGAAAGAUUGGAAAAAGAGAAAAAAGAAAGAGAA